Chenopodium quinoa (quinoa) is the source of this 999-nucleotide messenger RNA. RefSeq lists its product as uncharacterized. Bases 1 to 999 code for a protein of 332 amino acids. The record is from RefSeq and is a predicted model, not a curated record. The transcript has 3 exons. NCBI's taxonomy places the organism in Eukaryota, Viridiplantae, Streptophyta, Magnoliopsida, Caryophyllales, Amaranthaceae.
AUGGGACAGAACUCUGGAAACCCUCAAGGUAACCAGAACAACUUCAAAAAGCAGAAAUACCACCACCACAACAACAACUUCAACAUCAACAAUAACUUUCAUGGUAACAAUCGUCAAGGUGGGCGAAACUUUGAUGGAGGAGCGAAGAACUCCAACCAGGGAAAUAACAAAGGUCCAAGGCAUUGUUAUUGCAAAAGGUGUAGGAAUGAUCAUCCUGUUAAAGACUGUGAGGGAGGGGCUCAAAGGAACUUUCAGGGAAGCAACAACUAUGCAAGGAACAAAGGUGUACAGCAAAAUGGGGUGAAAGGAAACAAUAAUAAUGGGAAUAGUCGGGUGAAGAGUGGAGCUCUAGGAAAACUGAAUGUGAUAAGUAGGCAUGAAGUUGAUACUACGAAGGAUGUUAUUACUGAUGUCAUAGAUGUACCUAUAGUUAUUCCUACGGAAGGGGUAGUGCAGUGUACCAAAACCUUUAAGGAUGUGCCAUUAGAGAUCAAGGGAAAGGUGUUUUUGUCUGACCUCAUUGAAUGUGGGUUAAGUGACUUCGAUGUCAUUUUAGAAAUGGAUUGGUUGAGCAAGUAUAGUGCAGAGAUUCAUUGUUGGUCACAGAAAGUGCAGUUAAGUACAGUUGAGGGUGAUUUGGUAACACAUUGGAAGCAUGGUGAAGCAAUGUGCCCAAGGAUCAUCUCUAUGAUGAAGUUGGCUAAGUAUAUUAAGAAGGGACAUCCAGUAUAUUUUUGUAGUGUAAGGAACUUGGAACACGAAGAGACAGCUAAGCCUGAGAACAUAUACGUGGUGAAUGAGUUUCUAGAUGUGUUCCCAAAAGAGAUUCCAGGGAUGCCACCUAAGUGGGCAAUUGAUUUCACAAUAGAGUUGGUCCUAGGGACAACACCAAUUUCCAAGGCACCAUAUCGAAUGGCACCUGCAGAAAUAAGUGAGUUAAAGGAGCAACUGCAGGAUUUACUAGAAAAGGGGUACAUUAGACCAAGUGCAUCGCCUUAG